GAACUCGACCUCUGGUUUUUAAGGCUUGGCGCCUCUCAAAAUAUGUCCGUCAUUCCCAACUCAUUCCAAGCUCGUUCCAGCCCUAGGCCGCAGUACAAUGCCUUGUACUGCUGAACCAGCCUCAAAUACAAUUUUUUCACAUAUUACUACUGAUUUACGUGUAUGCCGUUAUCGGUAUCGGUAUAAAUACGGUCUAUCACUCUCCUGUAGCUCAACUCACCAACAAGUUCCAGAAGACAUGCAUUUCGCUACCACUGCUAUCCUGGCUGCCAUUGCCUUCUUCACUACUGGUACAACUGCCGCUGAAUGUUACUCCCAAGGAGGCUCCCAUCGUUGUUCUACUGCAGACGAUGUCCGGAACGCCCGUGUGUCCUUCUGUAACGACCAAUGGGGCGGGGACUCCGCUUCUCAGCGUUACCCAUCCAGCAACGAUUUGGCCUCCGUGUUCUCGCACUAUGGAUCUUUUGACUCGCAGCAAGAGUGCUGGGACUCGACGGAGGAUAUCAUUAACACCUGCCUGGGCCACAAGGAUGGCGGAACCUGGACCGUUUCGAGCGUUCAGGUCAAUGUCAAUUUCUGCGCCGCCUGAAGGAAAGGAUCGGCAGACACUGGUAGAUGUCUGAGUUGAUUGAUAGAUUCACUGUUUCAGAAUAUCAGUUUGCUCGUUAUAUUCUUCUUAAGUUACUUACGUCUUGGUUUUGCGAAAUGAUUUUUUUUGGUCCCUUGUCGCUGUCGAAGUUUGGUAGAGGUCGUACAGUAAUAAACAACGAAAUUUCAAUUUCCGGCAUCAAUUUCAUCGCUCUUUUUCUCCGCUUUUACCUCAGCUCAAAGUUGCUCUCCUUCACGAAACUAUAGGCCACUCCCCCCACUCUCCUU
This is a messenger RNA of Marasmius oreades (fairy-ring Marasmius), 876 nucleotides long. RefSeq lists its product as uncharacterized. The coding region runs from base 98 to 589 and encodes 163 amino acids. NCBI's taxonomy places the organism in Eukaryota, Fungi, Basidiomycota, Agaricomycetes, Agaricales, Marasmiaceae. The transcript has 3 exons. The record is from RefSeq and is a predicted model, not a curated record.